This is a messenger RNA of Amoebophrya sp. A120, 858 nucleotides long. The record is from the annotation of a GenBank genome assembly. Lineage: Eukaryota; Dinophyceae; Syndiniales; Amoebophryaceae.
AUGACGGACCUGUUGGCGCAGCCGUCAAGAGUAGCCGCGGGGCCUUCAAGUACAAGUUUUGUUGGUCGUGACCAGUCCGAGGAAACGAGUACUAGAUCCAAUAAAAAAUCACAACAAAAACAGAAAGGGAACAAAGCAAAAAACGAUCAAGGCACAACUGCGCGGCUCGUGGCCAGGUCUCCGGCGAGGCUCACCCGAGUGCUAUUUGGAGGAACAAGUACCGAGUUAAACGAGAUGCAACCAGAUCUAACGAAUACUAAAAGUGCAGACGAUGCGAAUUUGAAAGGUGGUAGAGCCGGGCGGAUGCAAUUUACCGUGGAAGAGGAAGAAGAACAUAAUUCCUACGGUGUUGGAGGCGGGGAAGAAAGAACAAGCAAAUCGAAAUCAGCAGUGUCUGCCCCGAACACAGACUUGCGGAGGCGGCUGCGUGCUCUGCGAAAGCGGUAUCGGAAGCUGGAGCGCGCCUGCGAGUAUUACCGGAAGCGGCUGCGCAAACUGGAAGGAGGACAAGAAAUAUCGGACGCUGACGAGGACGAGUUUCCUGUUGCACAAAGGGUUUCAUUUGACAAACAUGGUGCGCGUUUUGAGCCUUGCGCCCAGGUGGAACAAGCCUCCCUGCAGAUGAAGGUCCAUUCUGAUGACGGGGGCGUUGGUGCGCAGCUGGAGGAUCCUCUUCCCGCGUCGGACGACUUCGAUGCAGGGCCGGCGGUCAAAACAAUGCGCACUACGGUCGUGAAGCACAUGUCCUCGACGAGGACAUUAGACUCCCCCAGGAUUUCGAAUCUGCGAGCUGGUCCUGGUCUUUCUUCAUUCCUGCAAUCUCCGGAACAAGGCGACAGGAAUUCUUUGAUACCUGGC